Molecule: messenger RNA, 1771 nt
Organism: Kogia breviceps (pygmy sperm whale)
Lineage: Eukaryota; Metazoa; Chordata; Mammalia; Artiodactyla; Physeteridae
Source: RefSeq, a predicted model, not a curated record
GCAGGGACCCAGAGGCCCUUCUGGGACUUUGCGCCUCCAUCGUGACUCUGGCGCCCCUUUAGGUAAAGCGCGCUCCGCUUUCUCCCCAGAGCCUCUACUGCCGUAGGAGGGAAUCGAGACCACUUCCGGCCAUCCCUCUCGUCCGAUUAGGGUCUAGGCGUUCAUACGUCCCCUCUGCUCGCCAUCGUUGCCCUACUCGGCUCACGUCACUUCUGGGAGGGGGUGUCUUUCCCCGCUCAGCGCGUACUUCCGCCCGCUCCUUCAGUUAGUCCUCUAACACGAAUGAAGCCACUUCCGGCCUUCCCUGGCGCGUUCCGCAGUUCUCUUCCGGGUGGUGGCGGCGGGUGCCCCGGAUGUAGCCCAGGCGAAAACCUGUUUCCCGGUAUUCCCCCGCCUUUCCUGGGUCUUUAGCUUGAGAAAGGCCCCUCUGUCCAGUCAUGCCAAAGAGGAAAGUGACCUUCCAAGGCGUGGGAGAUGAGGAAGAUGAGGAUGAAAUCAGUGUCCCCAAGAAAAAGUUGGUGGACCCUGUGGCUGGAGCAGGAGGUCCUGGGAGCCGCUUCAAAGGCAAACACUCUUUGGACAGUGAUGAGGAGGAUGAUGAUGAAGGGUCCAGCAAAUAUGACAUCCUGGCCUCAGAAGAUGUAGAAGGUCAGGAAGCAGCCACACUCCCCAGUGAGGGAGGUGUGCGGAUCACACCCUUCAACCUGCAGGAAGAGAUGGAGGAAGGCCACUUUGAUGCCGAUGGCAACUAUUUUCUGAACCGGGAAGCUCAGAUCCGAGACAGCUGGCUGGACAACAUUGACUGGGUAAAGAUCAGGGAGCGGCCGCCUAAUCAGCGGCCGCUGUCAGACUCAGAGGAUGAGGACAGCUUGGGCCAGACACCAAUGAGUGCCCAAGCCCUCCUGGAGGGCCUUCUAGAGCUGAUGCUGCCAAGAGAGACAGUGGCUGGGGCACUGAGGCGCCUGGGAGCCCGAGGAGGAGGCAAAGGGGGCAGCAAGGGGCCUGGGCGGCCCAGUUCCCCCCAGCGCCUGGACCGGCUCUCUGGGUUGGCUGACCAGAUGGUGGCUCGGGGCAACCUCGGGGUGUAUCAGGAGACAAGGGAACGAUUGGCCAUGCGGCUGAAGGGGUUGGGGUGCCAGACCCAGGGACCCCGUGACCCCACAGCCCCACCCUCCCUGGACAUGUUUGCUGAGGAAGUGGCGGAGCGGGAGCUGGAGACCCCAACCCCUGCCCAGAGAGGAGAAGCAGAGUCGCCUGGAGAUGGUCUGGCCGAUGUGAUGUGGGAAUAUAAGUGGGAGAACACAGGGGAUGCUGAGCUGUAUGGACCCUUCUCUAGCAUCCAGAUGCAGCCUCCUGUGUUCACCUCCCUGAAGACAGCAUGUGCAGGCAGAAUAAUGGCCCCCAGAGAUGGCCACUCGCCACUAUAUGACUGUAUGGCAAAAGGGACCUUUAAAUGUGCUUAUGUUAAUGGCUGAGAUGGGGGGAUUAUUCUGGAUUAUUGAGGUGGGCCCAGUGUAACCACAAGGGUCCUAUUACAUGAAAGGGACUGAUGCGGGUCAAAGUGAGAGGGAGAUGACGAUGUUACACCCACGGCUGGGUUUGAAGAUGAAAGAAGGGGCCAUGUACUGAGGAAUGCAGCAGCCUGUAGAAGCUGGAAAAGGCAAGAAAACGGGUUCUUCCCAGAGUCUCCACAGAGAAAUGCAGCCCCACUGUGGGUUUUAGCCCAGUGAAAACCAUUUUGGACUUUUGACCUCUUCUAGAACUAAUAAAC